AUGGUUAACAGUGCAGUUGCGAACGUUGGACGUUGGUCUGCUUUAGCAGUUGGUUUAUUCUACGGAUACACUCAUGAUAAAUCAUUACAUAAAGACGCAGAACUAAAGAAAGUUGAAGCUGAGUAUCGUAGAAAAGAGCGCUUAAUUGAACAAGCAAGACUCGAGUUUGCAAAGAAACAGGCCGGCGCAGCAGCUCAAACACCUGCAACAACAGAUAAGAUUAAUUUUGAUGUUGACAGCCCUGAAUUUGAUUUAGAAAAUUAUCUUCAACACAUUGAAAAGGAAGGCAAUCAAUAG
Messenger RNA from Mycotypha africana, 297 nucleotides. Its product is annotated as ATP synthase E chain-domain-containing protein. The transcript is spliced from 3 exons. Gene Ontology annotation, biological process: proton motive force-driven ATP synthesis. Gene Ontology annotation, molecular function: proton transmembrane transporter activity. The coding region runs from base 1 to 297 and encodes 98 amino acids. The record is from RefSeq and is a predicted model, not a curated record. Lineage: Eukaryota; Fungi; Mucoromycota; Mucoromycetes; Mucorales; Mycotyphaceae.